Messenger RNA from Brachypodium distachyon (stiff brome), 1575 nucleotides. Its product is annotated as lysine-specific demethylase JMJ30. The transcript has 6 exons. The record is from RefSeq and is a predicted model, not a curated record. Gene Ontology annotation, molecular function: 2-oxoglutarate-dependent dioxygenase activity. NCBI's taxonomy places the organism in Eukaryota, Viridiplantae, Streptophyta, Magnoliopsida, Poales, Poaceae. The coding region runs from base 108 to 1328 and encodes 406 amino acids.
GGAAAUAUCUCCUUUCCUCCCCUUCUCCAAACGGCACACGCCCCCCGCGCCUCCGCUUUUGCGCUUUUUCCCAGCGUGGGGGUGGGGGGGUGCGCUCAGCGGAGGCGAUGGACACCGGCGAGCCGGCGGCGGCCGCGGGCGCGAGAAAGAGGGCGGCGCUGCUGCGGCAGAUCACGGAGGAGGGGGGCUUCGCGUUCGCGGCGUCCGCGGAGAAGGCGGCCGCUGGGGACCUGCGCGCGGCGGAGGCGGCGCGGGAGAUGGCGUGGGAGCAGCUGCACUCGGGGCCCUGGAGGGAGGUGGGCCCCGCGUGGAGGGACGCGUACGCGCUCGCGUGCCUCCACGUGGCGGGCCUCCGCGCCGGCGACGAUCGCCGCGGCGCGCUCCGGGCGCUCGACAUGGGCCUCAUCAUGGGCGGCGACCUCCUCCGCGCGGAGCUCGAGGAAGCCAUCUCGCUGGUCCCCGCCGGCGGAAACCGUGAUUCCGACGGCGACGGCGACGGCGCGGGAGACGCCGGCAGUGACGUGGAGAGGUGGGCGGAAGGACUCGGCAGGAACUUAAACCUCGCCGAUGCGCUCAAAGUUCUGCCUGUGAAAUCCCUAUCUUGUAAGCAAAUCGAGAGGCGGGCAUGCAUUUCUUUGGAGGCAUUUAUACAUGAUUACUUUUUACGCGAAUCCCCUGUUAUACUCAGUGGCUGCAUUGAUCAUUGGCCUGCGAGGACAAAGUGGAGGGACAUAACAUACCUAGAGAGGAUAGCUGGAGACCGCACCAUUCCUGUUGAGGUUGGGAAACAUUAUGUUUCUAACGAGUGGAGACAGGAUCUUAUCACAUUUUCUCAGUUUCUUGAGAGGAUGUGGUCACCUGACUGUUCUGCGAAUUUGACAUAUCUAGCACAGCAUCCAUUGUUUGACCAGAUCAAAGAGCUUCGUGAAGACAUAGUGAUUCCUGAGUACUGUUAUGCUGGUGGUGGGGAACUCCAAACACUCAAUGCUUGGUUCGGUCCUCAUGGGACAGUGACACCACUGCAUCAUGACCCACAUCACAACCUUUUUGCUCAGGUCUUGGGCAGGAAGUAUAUCAGACUCUAUCACCCUUCCAUCUCAGAGGAUUUGUACCCUCACACGGAUACAAUGCUAAGCAAUACUAGUCAGGUAGAUAUUGAUAACAUUGAUCUAAAGGAGUUCCCGAGGGCAGAAGGUCUUGAAUUCAUGGACAGCAUAUUGGAGGAAGGUGACCUCCUUUACAUUCCACCGAAAUGGUGGCAUUAUGUGAGAUCUCUUUCUAUUAGUUUCUCUGUUAGCUUUUGGUGGCGCGCGCCAGUUCAUCCAUGAAGUUUCUACCACCAGACGGUAGAAACUUUUAGAAGAACUUAAUUGAACCCAUGUUUCAUGAUACACUGUUGUGCCAUUUUGUGGGUACCCUUGCUACAUUGGCUGUAUGUCAUUAUUUGCGACAAUGAUUUAAACAUGUGACUGCUAGCGUAUUAAGUUAAUACUAGCAGAUAUCAGUGUAUGUCUUCUCAAUUUGAAUAUUCCUCUGUUGGCUUAAAUAUAAUCAAUAUUUUUUCUCUUUUUAAAA